Molecule: messenger RNA, 974 nt
Organism: Erigeron canadensis
Lineage: Eukaryota; Viridiplantae; Streptophyta; Magnoliopsida; Asterales; Asteraceae
Product: RPM1-interacting protein 4-like
Exons: 4
Coding region: 246-770 (174 amino acids)
Source: RefSeq, a predicted model, not a curated record
GUAUGUGUGUGGGAGGGAGAGUCAACAAUCAGUCUUCGGAAAGAAAAGUCAAAAAUGGAAUGAUUUGUCAGUCACCCCCUUCGAUCAAUUGAAGUCCCCCACCGCUGCCAUUUCCACCUUUCAUUCUCUCUCUCUCUCUCUCUCUCAGAGCCAUAUUGCGUGUGGGUGUGUAUUUUGGUUUCUACUUGUAUUCAACAAGUACUCUUCCUAAAAGCCAAGUCAAUCAAUCAUAUAUAUAUAUAUAUAUGGCAGGCCAAGAAGAAGCUGAACGCAAGACUGCCGACUCCAGAAAGUUUGAAUCAGAGACACCAAAGAACCAAGAUGCAUCAAGACGAAAAAACAGCCGUGAAGGUGAUCUAAGUAGAUCAUUUGAUUCCCCAUCACAUCCUAAAAAGGUGUCAACACCCCAACAUCACCAGUCAAGCGAAGCGACAAGGAGUAACACGGCUUCUCCAAUGUGGGAAAGAAAGGUUUCAUCUGAUGGUACCAAUGGUGUGACCUCUUCCACUCCUGGAAGAUCCCGGUUGAGGCAAGUUACCCUUGGUGAUGAAAGCCCUGAUGACAGCACUGCUGUUCCGGUGUUCGGUGACUGGGAUGAUAGUAAUCCCGCUUCAGCUGAAGGUUACUCUCACAUAUUCAACAAAGUACGAGAGGAGAAGCAUGGCGGUGGUGGAAAGUCUCCGAGGAUAACGAGUGAGCACUCUCAAUUUUAUGGUCAAAGACCCGAGAGUAAAAAGGGGUGUGGCUGCUUCCCAUGGAGCAGAAAGUGACUUCCGGCUGGCCACUGGAGUAAAUGCGGAUUGUACUUUAUAAAUAAGCAAGGUGUUUGUAAACUGCAUUCUUUCUUGUUCAUAGAUUGUAGGCAAAACUCUUCCUAUUGUCGUACAGGGAGGAUUUAUUUCCUAUCUGUCCCAUUGUAUGCUUCUUUUAUUGAAUGAAAUCAGAAAAAGAUAGCAAGAAUGAUUUGGGUCAAA